AUGCGUCUUUUGCCCGAGCCCAGCGCGCAGUCAUUGCGGCUCGUCUUUCUUCUAAUAUUCGUCAUGGGGGUGGCACCGUCCCCUGCUCUAACCGCUGGUUGUCCAGACCGCUGCGUAUGUGAUGACCAGCUGGUGGUCCAGUGUGCCGGACAACAACUAACUGAUUUCCCUGUAGAUCUCCCACUGGCCACCCGGCAACUCAUCAUCUCCAACAACAGGAUUGGUGAUCUGCCGGCAUUGCAGCUCAACUACCUGUCGGACUUGGUAUACCUAGACUGUAGCAACAACUCCCUAACAGAGAUCUCUGAGUCCACUUUCGGUAACCUGCGUAAACUCGCCUACUUGGACCUGUCCUUCAACACGCUGACUCAAAUUGAGGACCGGACGUUUGGCCCGUUGGCUAGCCUGGUCAUGCUCAGGAUGACCGACAACCCUGGGCUAUCGGAGAUCCACCCGGACGCUUUCGCAGAGAACUUGGCGCUGCAGGUGCUAGACGUGAGUCGGAACAACCUGACGGCGCUGAAUAUCAGCUCUUUGAUCGCACUACCCGCUCUACGCUCACUAGGGCUAAGUGGAAACCCCUGGCGCUGUGACUGCGACACGGAGGACCUGUGUCUCUGGAUUCAAAUAGAAGGCUUCAAGUUUCAAGAUGAAGGGCAGACAGUAUGCCAGGGGCCCCCUGAGAUGAUAGGCCAACGGUUGGCAGAGGUUGGCAUGCAGCUGAGAUCAGAGUGCCAUCAGGGUCUGGGCUACUGGGACUACCUCUUCUUCAUUGCCAUCGGCUUUGUCAUUUUCUCCGCUGGCACUGUCUCGGCCUGGGUGAUGGGAGUUCUCAUGGUGCUUUACGAGCGCUACAGCAAGAAGAAGAGCGAAGAGCUUGACAGUGAGGAUGAGGGGGAACACGGAGGGGGCCUUGGGGGUGGUGGGGGUAACCAGGGCAAUGGGGACCUCAGCAAGCCUGGUAUGCAGGUGUGA
Molecule: messenger RNA, 975 nt
Organism: Chanos chanos (milkfish)
Lineage: Eukaryota; Metazoa; Chordata; Actinopteri; Gonorynchiformes; Chanidae
Gene: lrrc52
Product: leucine rich repeat containing 52
Exons: 2
Coding region: 1-975 (324 amino acids)
Cellular component (GO): voltage-gated potassium channel complex
Molecular function (GO): transmembrane transporter binding; potassium channel activator activity; voltage-gated potassium channel activity
Source: RefSeq, a predicted model, not a curated record